CCUGCCUUACUCCUGGCUAUGUUCAUCGCGCUAGUAUUGAAUAUCUUGGGCCAUGUUACCCGGGCAUGGUGUAACACAGCUCUUGGACUCUUGAAUCUUCUCCUGAAGACUAUGCUCGGUAAUGUUCCAGAAGGACAUGGGUCAGAGGGAUGGAUCCCUCGUGAUAUCCGUUCUGUGAGAAAGAAGUUCGACCUGGAAGCCGUUACCAAGACAUUUGCCACCUGUGCCAGAUGCUUAUAUACAUACCCUCCA
Molecule: messenger RNA, 252 nt
Organism: Suillus fuscotomentosus
Lineage: Eukaryota; Fungi; Basidiomycota; Agaricomycetes; Boletales; Suillaceae
Exons: 1
Source: RefSeq, a predicted model, not a curated record